Molecule: messenger RNA, 917 nt
Organism: Hyalella azteca
Lineage: Eukaryota; Metazoa; Arthropoda; Malacostraca; Amphipoda; Hyalellidae
Exons: 5
Coding region: 194-637 (147 amino acids)
Source: RefSeq, a predicted model, not a curated record
CCGUGCCGAUCCACAGCAGUCCCAGCAGCAAGAGUCGUUGAACGGCCCGCAGACCCUGCCGUUCCGCAGCAGUCCCAGCAGCAAGAGUCGUUGAACGGGCUGCAGACCCUGCCGUUCCACAGCAGUCCCAGCAGCAAGAGUCGUUGAACGGCCCGCAGACCCCGUCGUCCAGUCCGUGAUCACAGCCCGCAAGAUGUUGCGAGGUUUCGUGAUUCUCAUCGUCGCCGCGGCAGCAGCGUCGGCGCAGGACGCCGCUCCGGCUUGCUUAAUGACGUUGAAUGAUGCCGCCAAUGCUAUGACAAGAACGGCGAGGUCUGUUUGCUAUCCACAGUACACUGCGGAUGUUGUGAAAUUUGAUAAUAACCCGAACUGCAAUAUCUACGCUACAUCGUACUACGCGACUACAUGCGAUCCAAUUGUUGCCAACUACAUGAAGUGCACACUCAAAGCAGCCAAACUUCUGAAGGUCAACAACACCUUUGACGAAGCAGCCUUCAAAGCCACCACGUUGAAGAACAAAUGCAGCACUGACGCCAAGUUUAUAGCUGCGUACCCGCCGUGCAAGAACUCCACCAUGAAAUAUUUGCACGUCAGCCGAUUCAUCUUCUGUCUCAUGCAGAAUACAUACGGCGAGUGAUGUCAGGAAAGAACAUUGAAAUGAGCCAGAAGAAGACGAGCUGAGCAUCAGAAUACGUUUCUUCUUCUAUAACUUACUCAUUUCCGCUUAGAUGGAUUGCUGACGAGUAUAUUGUAAUGUUGCAAUUUUGAGUUCGGAAUUUCUUGGAAAAUGUUCGUGGCUGUGUUUCAAUCUUUGAUUGACGGAUUUUUUACAAUCGAGUUUCACUAUCUCUUCCCCAUAAAAUAAAGAUCCAGGAAAAGGAUUGUAGGAUGCAUUUGCUAUGACCACAUAAAUGUAC